UUUUUGAGGGGGGGGGCUAUUCUGAUUUAAAAAUUAAAUGCCUUGCUCGUCCAUCUGGAGCUCAUCUUUCCUUUGCAGCGAUCUCAGUCUCGCGAGAUGUCGUGCAGUCCCGAGAUAACGGCUGCAGAUGACGGAUAUACCAAGAUCACAAUUGACACUAAUAGAGGACUCAACUUCUCAGCAUUACUGGCACAACACUGACACGAUGGCUCACGGCGCCAAUCAUGGCAAGCUCCUCCUGCAAAGGCUGCAUCAGCAGCGGGAAAUGGACUUCCUGUGCGACGUCACCAUCAUAGUGAGAGACGUGGAAUUCCGGGCUCACCGCAACAUCCUGGCCGCCUUCAGCAAGUAUUUCUCCUCCCAGGCCGAGAAGGGCCAGGAUGUCACCACCUUGGACCCCGACAAGGUCAGCCGCUACGCUCUGGAGAAGUUGCUGGAGUUUGUCUACACGGGACAGAUGAACCUCAGCAGCACCAGACAAUCUGCUGUCCGUCGAGCCGCCAUCUUCCUGGGAAUGUCCGAUGCCCUAAAGUAUCUGGAAGAUAUUUCUCACUCGUCCGAGGUCAGCGAGCCGUCCCAGUUCGAGGUGGACAACGAGCCGGGCCUCUCUUUGCUCAGUCCCGGCUCCCCGGGCAGUCCUCAUUCCCCUGUCUCUCUGUCCAUCGUCUCGGUUACGGGCACGUGGGUGGAGGAGGGCCAGGAAAGCCAGCAAGACCAGGAAAGCCAGGAAGGUCCAGAAGGCCAGGAGAGCGAAGCUGCCGGGUUGGAUGAGGAAGGAAAAAUUCCAAGCGUUGAGCUAGCGGAGCCCAGCAACUUGGAGAGCGACGCUCCCCAACCUGCAGCCCACAGGGGGAGGGGGCGUGGCCGAGGGAAGGGGAGGGGGAGGGGCAGGGGCAGGGGCAGAGGAGGAAGAAGCCUGGUUAAGAUCGAAGAAGAAUUCCUGGAGGAUUCUGACACCAGCGUGAAGGACUUUGGGGACACGUCUGCCGACUGGAGCCCCUCGCUGGACGACCCACCCGCCAAGAGGCCCCGCUUUGGGGAGAUGUGGCGGGGACGCGGCCGGCGCCGAGGGAAAGGCCGAGCAAGGGGCAGGAGCAAAAUGGAGGGCGAGCCCGGCGAGGAUGAGGCUAACGGCGAGGAAGCGGCGGAGGACGGAGAGCAGAACCCCUCGCCCGGCGCGGACGAGAUGGCGCGGUCCUGCAUCGAGUGCAACCGGACGUUCAAAGACAUGUGCAGCCUGCGGAGACACGAGCAGAUCCACGCGGGCCUCAAGCCCUUCAUCUGCAUCUUCUGCUCCAAAACCUUCAGACAGGCCACGCAGCUCAAAACUCACCUGCGCACCCACACAGGCGAGAAGCCCUUCAGCUGCUCCGACUGCGAAAAGUGUUUCGCUCAGAAGUGUCAGCUGGUGGCCCAUCGCCGCAUGCACCACGGCGAAGAGAAGCCCUACAAGUGCGAGCGCUGCGGCUUCAAGUUCGCCACCUCGUCCAACUACAAGAUCCACGUCAGGCUGCACAGCGGCGAGAAGCCGUACGUGUGCGACGUGUGCGGCCAGGCCUUCGCUCAGUCCAGCACGCUGACCUACCACAAGCGGCGGCACACGGGCGAGAAGCCGUACCAGUGCGACCUGUGCGGCAUGUCCUUCUCCGUCUCGUCGUCGCUCAUCGCUCACGCCCGCAAGCACACGGGCGAGACGCCGUACAAGUGCACCCAGCCGCAGUGCGAGAGCCGCUUCGUCACGUCGUCCGAACUGAAGAAGCACAUGCGGCGACUUCACCCGGACGGCACCAACGGCGUGCAGUGCCUGCUGUGUGGAAAUCGCUUCGCCAGCGUGAAGAACAUGAUCAAACACCAGGAGAAGGCUCACGCCGACGAAGUGCGACAACACAAAGAGAGAGCGCGGGCAGUCGUCCUGCUGGCGUCCAGCCACCCGGUCGCCUUUGUGCAGAGCAAACUGAGCAACGACGGCAAAAGUCUAAGCGCCACCCCCGAAGCCGAGCCGCCCGAGCCGGAACCGGCCACGCCUCGGGCCGGCGGCAGCAACGACGUUGGCGUGGGCCCGUCCGUCGCCGCCGCUCUGAACGACACUCUGCGGGAGUUGAAGGUAGAGCCCGGCCACACGCCCAUCUCGCAGGCCGACCCGGUGGCCUUCGAAGCCGACCCCGUGUCCACCAUCAACUCGGAAACGCUGCACGCGCUGGUGGAGCAGCUGAGGCCGCCGCCGUCGCCGGCGCAGAGCUUGGAGCAGAUCGUCAUCAUCCGCACGGUGGACAACGCGGAACACGGCGCGCCGCCGCCGCCCCCGCAGUGAGGCGCGGCCCCUUCCUCGGCAGCCGACUUUUGAGAAAGAUCCCCGAAGGGGCGGCUUUUAUUGAUGUAGUGUGGAACGCCCUUUCAGCAUUUCUUCCAUAUCCUUGAUAUCCAAUUUAAGGUUCAUGUACGCUCUUCGACAAUUUGGCGCACUAGUAGAGCGACUCUUUCUAGUAAUGUUUUUUACAACUUCAUACUUUUGGCUUACUAACACACUAUUAAACCUAACUAGUGCUGCACUAGUAACACUGCAAGGCCCAACUAGUGUCAUGCACUAGUAGCCUCCUGGACACUACUAGUAGCACCAAGAUGCCCACUAGUCGUUUUGCCUCAUUAGUAACGUAGUUGGCCUACUAGUCGUGGCCAGAGAUGUUAUGCCGGAGUGGUUACUUAGUAAGACUAGUGUUACUAGUGGGUUACUAGAAAACCUCCGUGGAGGUUUUGUUCUAAUUAGUGUAACUAAAUGUUACUAGUAAGACACUCAUUCUAGUUCCGCACUGUAGUAAUUUUACUAGUCCGCUGAAUUGUCUUACUAGUGAGGUCAAAGGGUGUACUAGUACAUUGACCUUGAGGUGGAUAUCAAGGAUGGGGCAUAAAUGCUAAAACUGCUUCUUUUGAGCAUUUAUUCCAUAUCUCAGAUAUCCAUCUUAAGGUACUAGUACACUCUUUGUUGUCACAAGUAGGACAACAACAAGUUACUACUGAGGCAUAAGUGAGCCCACUUCCUUCUACUUUUACUUCUUUUUACUUCUAUAGCUCUUCUAUGUAAGAUCUAGUGAUUCACUAGUAGCACACAGAUGUCAACUAGUGCACAGAUUUGUCUCAUUAGUAGCACGUACUUGUCAUACUAGCAUGUGAUAGAGUAGUGGAAAAACGUUACUACUAAGACGGUCGUUCUACUUGUGCGCAGAAUUGUCUUCCUAGUGAGGCCAGAAAGUGUACUAGUACACAGCCCUUAAGCUGUGUAUUGAAAUAAUGCUCAAACGGCUUUUCGUCGUGACGCGUGUGUGCGUGGCUGCUUUCAUGUGGUGACACGCAAAUGAGAAAAUGCGAUGCUUCGAAAGCGAGGCGGCGCUCGAGCGUCGACAACGUCGACGUCGUAACCUGAAGUCGAUCCUCGUGUGGCGAUCCCGUGACGGCUAUUUUAGACAUGACGUGAUGUAGUGCUUCGUCACCUUUUGCAGACACCAAAUGUUUUUUUUUUUUUUUGUAUUUCAUUUUAAUAAACAUGUUGACGUAUGUACAGAAAUAUUCAUUAUGCUUACGACUGGAUAAAAACUUUAACAUGCAAUAAAAAUGCGAUGAAAUGAGA
This is a messenger RNA of Phyllopteryx taeniolatus (common seadragon), 3622 nucleotides long. It is a transcript of the gene mynn, whose product is annotated as myoneurin. Gene Ontology annotation, cellular component: nucleus. The record is from RefSeq and is a predicted model, not a curated record. The transcript is spliced from 9 exons. The coding region runs from base 128 to 2311 and encodes 727 amino acids. Lineage: Eukaryota; Metazoa; Chordata; Actinopteri; Syngnathiformes; Syngnathidae. Gene Ontology annotation, biological process: regulation of transcription by RNA polymerase II. Gene Ontology annotation, molecular function: DNA-binding transcription activator activity, RNA polymerase II-specific; protein binding; RNA polymerase II cis-regulatory region sequence-specific DNA binding.